CGCGGGCCGCCUCAUGGCGGCCGCGGGCCCGUGCCUGCUCGCGGGCGCCGCCCGGCGCCGCGCGCGCCGGCAUGGCCGGCGCUGCGCCGCGGCCGAGGACCGGGAACGUGGGAGCGCCAGUGGCGGGGCCGGGGGCAGCGCCAGAGGUGCCCUCCUCGGGCGCGAGGCGCGGAGCGGUCGUCGCCGGCCUCGCCGCGGCCCUCGCGGGCACCGGUGGUGCAGAGCCCGCGCGCGCGGAGGAGCUCGUUGAGGUCUACUUUGGUUGCGGCUGCUUCUGGCAUGUGCAGCACGAGUUUGCGAUGGCGGAGAAGGUCAUCCUCGGAAGGGGCGACUCCGAACUCACCUCCUUCGUGGGCUACGCUGGGGGCAAGGCCGGCGCCAAGGACGGAAAGGUUUGCUACCACAAUGCGGCUAUGCAGUCUGACUACGGCAGCCUAGGGCAUGCGGAGGUGGUGCGGCUAAUGGUACCACCGUCGAAGUUCCGUCUGAUCGCCGAGGAGUAUUGCAAGCUCUUCUCCAAUGCUGGCGAGCGCCCAGACCAGUACGGAGACCGAGGGAGUGAGUACCGCAACGUGGUGGGGCUCCCAGGUGGCGUUCAGUCCCCACUCGCGCAGGAGCUCGUGGAGGCUUCGAAGAGGCAGGGGGAUAAGCUGAACUUCGCAAAGGGGAAGGGCGACGAUAGCGACACGAAGGGGAUGGUAUUCAUAAUGGACACGGGCAAGUUCCCUUUCUUUUUGGGCGAACCAUAUCACCAAUUCCAUGAUGGAUUCGCACAGGGAGAGGAUUACCCCGACACUUAUAACCAGCUGGGUGCCCAGUAUGUCCAGGCUGGCCGCAUCAGCAAGUCAGGCUGCCCAAACGGACUCAUUGGUCUUGGCUUCGGCGGGCUGUGAGUACCCUGCGCUGCUAGCUUUGUUCAUCUGGGCGGAUGUUAUGGAGUCGGCAUGCUUGGCAUGAGGGUCUCGGGUGCAGGGUGGCGGGUCCGUGUAGGCUGCACUGUGCAAACGUGAUGCUCUUCGUUCCGAUUUUCGGGCUGAUGCAGAGUCCUCUCAUUGAAUCGCAAUCCUUCUACAUCUUCUCGAGAGCACCCUGCACCAUACUCAUACAUCUCAUGCUGGUGGUAAUGGUCGCUGUCGCGAGCCCGUGUCUUGUUACCGUUUGGCCGCUUCGCUUCCAAGCACGUGCAAAUGACAGACAACGCCAGCGGCACAUCAUCGGCCGCUACUGAGAAACUGCGCCCAGAAGCGGAAAGCGGCGAUGAAAUGUUACAGCUGCAAGAUGUGUUGUAAGUGCAUGUAGUUGUUGCCCUUUAACGGAGUCUUGGUGGCCUCUCCGAGCCUGUUUGGGGUCUGUGGGUUGCCCAAUCCCGCCAUCGUGUCAGCCCAGCGCUCUGGGUGGCGACUUCUCGAUGGGACACGGGAGGCCGUCACGUGUGACAACACGUAUUAUUUCCAGGCUUAGUGGAACCGUGAUCAGGAUGAGGG
Messenger RNA from Prorocentrum cordatum, 1484 nucleotides. NCBI's taxonomy places the organism in Eukaryota, Dinophyceae, Prorocentrales, Prorocentraceae. The record is from the annotation of a GenBank genome assembly.